Molecule: messenger RNA, 3459 nt
Organism: Sugiyamaella lignohabitans
Lineage: Eukaryota; Fungi; Ascomycota; Dipodascomycetes; Dipodascales; Trichomonascaceae
Gene: MYO5
Product: myosin 5
Exons: 1
Coding region: 1-3459 (1152 amino acids)
Biological process (GO): actin filament organization; endocytosis; vesicle transport along actin filament
Cellular component (GO): actin cortical patch; myosin complex; cytoplasm
Molecular function (GO): ATP binding; microfilament motor activity; actin filament binding
Source: RefSeq, a predicted model, not a curated record
AUGAAAUCGUACUCGGAGAGCCAGUGUGUGAUCAUUUCUGGCGAGUCAGGUGCCGGAAAGACCGAGGCCGCCAAGCGGAUUAUGCAGUAUAUCGCAUCGGUGUCGGGUGGAAGUGCCAGCUCAGAUAUCCAGCGAAUCAAGGAUAUGGUUCUGGCUACUAACCCGUUGCUGGAAUCGUUUGGUUGUGCUAAGACGCUGCGUAAUGAUAAUUCGUCGCGUCAUGGAAAGUAUUUAGAGAUUCUGUUUAAUGGUCAGGGUGAACCGGUAGGUGCUCAGAUCACAAACUAUUUACUGGAAAAGGCCCGUGUGGUGGGCCAGAUCCGUAACGAACGGAAUUUCCAUAUCUUUUAUCAGUUUACAAAGGGUGCCACUCAACAGUAUAGAGAGGUUUAUGGCAUCCAGGGCCCUGAAACGUAUCUUUAUACAUCGGCCAGUAAGUGUACUUCGGUCGAUAGUAUUGACGAUGUCAAGGACUUUCAAGAGACGAUUAAUGCUAUGAAGGUUAUAGGUCUUACUCAGGACGAACAGGACUCGGUGUUUAGAUUACUCGCAGCGAUAUUAUGGAUCGGUAAUAUCGAUUUUAUUGAGAACGAUGAGGGCAGUCAGAUUAGAGACAGCUCGGUCCCGAACUUUGUCGCUUAUUUGUUGGAUGUAGACGCUGCCAGCAUUGAAAAGGCUCUUACGAUUCGAAUCGUAGAAACGUCGCGUGGUGGACGUCGUGGUUCGGUUUAUGAGAGUCCUUUGAAUGUGGUUCAGGCCAAAGCAGUUCGAGACGCUCUUGCCAAGGCUAUUUACGAUAAAUUGUUUGACUGGAUUGUUUACAGAGUGAAUGAGUCGUUAAAGGCACAGAAGGGAAGCAGCUCGCUGUCAAUUGGUAUUCUGGAUAUUUACGGGUUUGAGAUUUUUGAAAACAACAGUUUUGAACAGAUCUGUAUCAACUAUGUCAAUGAGAAACUGCAGCAGAUUUUUAUUCAGUUGACGUUGAAAUCCGAACAGGAAGAGUAUGUUCGGGAACAGAUCAGCUGGACUCCUAUUGAUUAUUUCAAUAACAAGGUGGUGUGUGAUUUGAUUGAGGAAAGACGUCCCCCCGGUAUUUUCUCGGUAUUGAACGAUGCAGUGGCUACAGCACAUGCUGAUUCAGGAGCUGCUGACCAGAAUUUCGCCAUGAAAUUGAGUAUGUUAUCGAGUAACGCACAUUUUGAACAGCGUCAAAACAAGUUUUUGAUCAAGCAUUAUGCUGGUGAUGUCAUGUACGAUAUCAAUGGUAUGACUGAUAAGAAUAAAGACCAGCUGUUGAAAGAUUUGUUGGUGCUUAUUGAUGGUUCUAGCAAUCAGUUUUUGAAACAACUGUUUCCUGAUCAGGUCGAUACUGACAGUCGUAAGAGACCUCCUACUGCCAGUGACAAGAUCAAGAAAUCUGCCAAUGCUCUUAUGGAUACAUUAGCUCAGGCCCAACCGUCGUAUAUCCGUACUAUUAAACCCAAUCAGCAUCGGUCGCCAUCUGAAUACGACGAAAAAGCCGUGCUUCACCAGGUUAAGUAUCUUGGUUUGAAGGAAAAUGUGCGUAUUCGUCGAGCUGGUUUUGCAUACAGACAAACUUUUGACAAGUUUGUCGAGCGGUUUUAUCUGCUGUCGAGAAAAACGUCAUAUGCAGGAGAUUUUAUUUGGCAAGGAGAUUCUCGUUCGGCUACUAUUCAAAUCUUCAAGGAUACAGGAAUCCCGGCUUCCGAGUACCAAAUGGGUGUUACAAAGGCAUUUAUCAAGACUCCCGAGACUCUAUUUGCACUUGAACACAUGAGAGACAUGUAUUGGCAUAACAUGGCAGCCCGUAUCCAAAGAGCUUGGCGACGACACCAGAAGUUUAAGGCCGACUGUGCCACUAAAAUCCAGCGUGCCUGGAGAGAGGCUAAAGGAAGUAAAAAGUAUAUUGAACUUCGUGAAAGAGGCCAUGCCGUGCUUAAGAAUCAGAAAGAACGUCGUAGAAUGAGUUUACUUGGAUACAGACGAUUCUGGGGUGAUUAUCUGGCUUGUAAUGUCAAGAAUUCGCCAGGUGGCUUUAUGAUGAAAGCUAUUGGUGUAACUGACACAGUGCGAUUCUCGUGUCGUGGCGAGAUUUUGUUUGCAAAGUUUGGUCGGUCGAGUCAGCGUUUGGAUAGAGUUUUUAUCCUGACUGCUGGUAAAUUUUUUGUGGUUGCCGAAUCGGUUAUACAGAACCAGCUGUCGUUCGUCGUUGAACACACGUAUGCUGCCUCGUCAAUUCGAAGUGUGUCAAUGACGAAUCUUCGAGACGAUUGGUUUGCACUGAAUACGGGAUCUUCCAGUGAGCCUGAACCGCUGUUAUGGUGUUAUUUCAAGACCGAACUUGUUACGUUGUUGAAUGUGCCAGUGAAAAUCGGGCCCACAAUUCAGUACAAUAAAAAGCCCGGUAAGCCCAGUACAGUGAAAUCUCAACGAGACGAGACUGCUCCACCCAACUACGAUGCUUAUAAGAGUGGAACGAUCCGUGUUCGAACUGGUCAACCUGCCAACUCAGUAUCAGAACCAAUUCCAAAACCCAAACCAAAGGUUAAAUCAGCCACUACCACCAGAUCUACACCUGCUGCCAAACCUAAAACCCGUCGUCCUCCUCCUAGAGCACCCACUGUUACUGCUCUACCCUCACAAGCAGCUGCUGGAGUCCCACCUCCACGAGCCGCCAACACCUACAGCUACCCUUCAUCGACCCCAGCAGCAGCAUCAUCAAUUCCAGCCGGUCCUGCUGUUACAGCCCAACCUGCCUCGAUGACCAACAACACCCUUGGAUCCGGACCAGGAGCAGCAGCUGCUGCUGCCGCUGCCGCUGCUAUGUCACACACCACCUCUUCGGCCCGACAAGCACCUGUGAAAGCAACUCCUUCGCCAGCAGUUCCCGCACAAAGAACCUCACCAGCUGCUAAACGAGUAUCACGAGUACCCCCUCCACCACCUGUGGCAUCCUCUAAACCGUCACCACCGCCUCCAGCACCACCUGCUCAACCGACUGCCAAAGCACUUUACGACUAUGCCGGCACAAGACCGAACGAACUGUCUAUCUCCAAAGACGAGAUAGUCUAUGUUCUCCAGAAAGCCGAUAACGGCUGGUGGCUAGCGGAAAAACUCGAUAAAUCGGCUCAAGGAUGGACCCCUGCCUCGUACGUGGAAGAAAUCAAGGUCGAAUCUGCACCCCCUGCUGCCGCCAGAAAAGCUCCUCCACCCGCACCACCCAAGAAGAAAGCCAUUGGCUCGGCACUGACGCCCAAUGGCGGAGCCGCCACGCCUUCUUCCGACCAAACCCCGUCACCAACGCUCGCGUCUGGCCUCGCCGAGGCACUCAAACAGAAAAACCAGGCCACAAACCACCUCGCGGGCGGACUCGCCGACGCCCUCAAAGCACGGGCCGGCCGCCACGAAAGCGAAGACGAGGGAGACGACGACUGGUAA